Messenger RNA from Hemibagrus wyckioides, 3941 nucleotides. RefSeq names its product interleukin 21 receptor, tandem duplicate 2 (gene il21r.2). The coding region runs from base 468 to 1880 and encodes 470 amino acids. NCBI's taxonomy places the organism in Eukaryota, Metazoa, Chordata, Actinopteri, Siluriformes, Bagridae. Gene Ontology annotation, biological process: cytokine-mediated signaling pathway; immunoglobulin mediated immune response. The record is from RefSeq and is a predicted model, not a curated record. Gene Ontology annotation, cellular component: external side of plasma membrane. Gene Ontology annotation, molecular function: cytokine receptor activity; protein binding. The transcript has 9 exons.
AUAAAUGUGUUGAUGGAGUUGAGGCUAUGCCACAUUCACAAUCUCUUCAUAUGUCAAUUUAAAAAAACAAGAAAACACACACACACACACACCCACACACACACACACACACACUCACACACACAUACACACACACACACACUCACACUCACACACACACCUGCUUGCUUCGGGUUUUAUGACUAAGAGAACGGUUCAUACCAGCGUAGUCAUAGAACAAAAUGACUGAAUUCUACAAAAAAAGUCAAAGACACAAAGCAGCCAGCUGUGGUGAUAUGAACUUCAUUAACUGAUCGAGAUUUUAGAUAAUCUGAGGUUUACACAGGAACUGUCUGUGUAUAUAAAGACUUGUACGGCUGUCUCAGAGAGCUUAGUCUCCUGCAAAUGCUUUACCUCACAAGAUUUACUGACUCUGAAGAUCAGGGUCUCCAGGCUAGUAUUUACUGAAUGUAUCAUGUCAUGUGAGAAUGCAGCUCCAGUUUGGAUUCAUCUGUGCUUUACUGAGCUUUACACAACUGUCUCAAGCUCAGCUCAGCUCAGGUUAUCUCGUCUGCGAGAGCGAUUAUUGGCUGCAGGUCAGCUGCUUUUUAAAUUCCAGAGCCAUUCACAACUGGACAGAAAAUACCACAUACCUGCUGGAAUUUGAAGUGAAAAAUUACAAGAAAAAAUAUUGUUCACUUUCAGUGGAAAAGGACGGCUACAGCUGCAACUUUACAGCAGAACUAAUGUAUCACAGCACGUUUGCAAAUUACCACACCAUAGAUAUAAGCCUGUGUGUUCCUCAAAGCUGUAAACUUUUGAAGUCCAGUUUCUCGCCAGCACAACACAUUAAACCCAUCACUCCGUCUAACCUAAUGGUGCAGUAUGAAAAUGGGAGCUACACCUUCGCAUGGAAUAGUGGAUAUGAGAAACAUAUCUACAGGUCCGUCUUGCCUUUUGAGUAUGUACUGAGGUACCACCCUGUGGGACAAACUGCCAUGAAGGAGCUUCAUACAAGAGAAACGGUCUACAAUGUCUCAGAGACGGUUUUUGAUCCGGGAACCGAAUACGUGGCGAGGGUGUACAACACGGUGAUGAAAGACAAUGGGUAUAAAGGGACACCGAGUCAUGAGAGCGCUGAAAUCAGAUGGAAGACUCGACCAGCCAGUGCAGUAGAUGGAGUAAUAACCAUGAAGCAAAUUGCCAUUCUGAUUUGUUUGGCAGUAGGACUUCUGUCUCUGUUAUUAUUUCCUGUUGCAAGAAUGAAAAUUAAAAAGAUAUCCUGGGUAAAAACUCCAGCUCCAUACGUCUCACCGAUGAACCUGACAGCUCAGUAUUGGUUAUCCAAAGGUCACGUGCAGUACAUUUACAGCGAGGAAAUUUCCAAAAUCGAUAUGAUCACAGAGAACACACCCAGACAGCAAGUUCAAGAAUGUUCCUCCGUCAUUUAUUCUCAUUGUCCCACACCUUACGUCAGCCCUUUAAAAGAAGUCUGGCCGCCCUGUCUGACAUCUGACUCACGUAUUGCUGCUAAUAAUGCCUGUACAGAUCUCGAUUUCCUGCCUGACGACCACGAUGUUGAAAAAACCCUCCUUUGCUUGGGCAUAGCUGAAGGUUGUGUAUCUUUGGAUGACCUGGAGCCCAGUCUAGAGAUCUGCAAAUCCUCUGAAGCAUCAAGUCUCCCAGAAAACCCUGUGUGUUUUAAUCAGAGUUACUGCACUUUAACUAACACAGAAUUCGGCUUUAUUCCUACGUUUUGCAGCGUUCAGUGUGCUCCCAGUCUCAAUUUAGGGCUAAAGGGUACAACUACACCUGAGCUGUUGAAUAUACAGAUAGAGGACAAUACACUGGAAGUAGACACAGUGACUCUUGACGAUUUGCAGCUAUCUAUAGAAGAAUGACUGAAAUGAUAGUUUCGUGUAAAUACUGAAUUCUCUUCUGCUUUACAGAACGUCUUAUAAUAUACUAUAUAUAUAUAUAUAUACAUAUAGGGAACAUAAUAAUUUUUCCCACAAUUUAAUUCAAUUCUAAAUUUCAUUUUAGAUAAAAUAUAAAAAAUCCAGUAUUUCAAAAUAUUAGAAUAUUUCAUAAGAUAAUCAAAAAUGAUUUCUAAUAUGGAAAAGUCAAACUUCUGAGUAAAGUAUGUUCAUUUAUGCACUGGGGCUCUUUUUAUACAAAUUACUGUGUCAAUGCGGCAUGGCAUGGAGGCCAUCAGCCUGUGUAAUGGAAGCCCAGGUUGCUUUGCUAGCGGCCUUUAGCUCACUGUAUUGCGGGGUUUGUGUCUCUCAUCUUCCUCUUGAAAAUACCCAAUAGAUUCUCUAUAGGGUUCAGGUCAGGUUAUUUGUCCGGCCAGACAAACACAGUAAUAUCAAGGUCAGCAAACCAGUUCCUUCUGGAAAAGAAAAUCAACAUCUCUAUAAAGCUUGACAGCAGAUGGAAGCAUUUAGCGCUUUAAAAUCUUUUGGUAGAUGGUGACAUUGACUUUGGACUUAAUAAAACACAGUGGACCAACACCAGCAGAUGACAUGGCACCCCAAAUCAUCACUGACCUGUGGACACUUCACACAGGACUUCACACAGCUUGGACUCUGGGUCUCUCCUCUAUUUCUCCACACUCUGGGACCUUGAUUUCCAAAUGAAAUGCAAGAUUUACUUUCAUCUGAAAAAGAGGACUUUGGAGCACUGAGUAAUGCUCCAGUUCUUCUUCCCCUUAGCCCAGGGAAGAUGCUCCUGAUGUUGUCUCUGGUGCAGGAGUGGCUUGACACUUUUAGCCCAUUUCCUGGACACGUCUGUGUGUGGUGGCUCUCCAUGCACUGACCCCAUCCUCAGUCCACUUCUUGUGAAGAUCCCCCACGUCCUUGAAUCAGCUUUGCUUGACAAUCUUCUCAAAGCUAUGGUCAUCUCUGUUGCUUGUGCACAUUUCCUACAUUUUCCUUGCAGUCAACUUUCCAUGAAUAUGAUUUGAUACAGCACUCUGUGAACAAGCCAGCACUUUUAGCAAUGAUCUUCUAUGGCUUACCAUCCUUAUGGAGGGUCAGCGAGUGUCUUCUGGACAAGUGUCAGGUCAGCAGUCUUCCCCAUGAUCAUGGGAGUAUGUACUGAACCUGACUGGGAGAUUUGUGGUAGUUUUACUGAAUAAAACGUGAUUUGCUCAAAGUGGAAAUGAACUAUUCUGAUGAUUUGAGAUACAUUUUUACAAUGUUCUUGAGCUGCAGGCCACAAUUAUCAAAAAUUAAAAUAAAAAAAAGUCUAGAACAUAUACGCGUUUCAGUUUCUGAAGUAAAAAAUCUUGAACUUUUCCAUGAUAUUCAAAUUUUUUAAGAUGCACUUGCAUAUUCAAGGUUCCAGCCUCUCACAGCCGUCUGUUUGUGCCACAGUUCUGAGUUCAUCUUUCAGUAGAUUUUUUGCUUUAGACCUCGGUAUCUGCUGCCCUCUGCUGCCUGACUUGACUUUUUUUCAGCACAGAUUCAUUUUCAGUGCCAUCCAACUGUUUUAGGUUUUCAAACAAAUGCAUAGAAACCUUAGAGCUCCUGUGGAUCUCUCUUCCUCUUGAGAACCUUCCAAGUAGAACCCAUUUAUGAAGCUUACACCGAUCAUCCAAAACAUUAUGAUCACCAGCCUAAUAUUGUGUUGGUCCCCCUUUUGCUGCCAAAACAGCCCUGGCCCAUCAUGCAAUGUGUCAUGCAAAAUGUAGAGACAAAAUAUUUUUAAUGUAAUGCGUCUCAGUCCCCUGAGUAUCUCUGCUUCGCUCUUUCAGAACCACUGAUGGAAAUUAGAAUUGAAAAUGUUUGUAUAUAGUUUUUCUCAACUUGAAUUGUGUUGUAUUUCUGUGUAAGUGUUGCUCUGGUACAAUGUCUUAUGUUCAUGUAUGUAUAUCCAGAUAUAUAAAGUAUAAUACAAAGUGUUAAGUUGUUAGAUUUCAAGUUUUUAUUUCAGGAAUUAUUUCUUCAUAAGAAGUAAUA